Molecule: messenger RNA, 2895 nt
Organism: Acanthosepion pharaonis
Lineage: Eukaryota; Metazoa; Mollusca; Cephalopoda; Sepiida; Sepiidae
Source: the annotation of a GenBank genome assembly
AUGAAAUUUUCCCUCUCAUAUAUUGUUUCCUUUCAACACACAACAAUCUCUCUUCACACCCUCUCUCUCUCUCUCUCUCUCUAUUUAUUGCUAUCUCUUUCACUUUAUUUCUCUAUAUCUAUCUAUCUCUCAGAUGUGACUCUAUUUUCUCUCAACUCUAAUAUCUAUCUAUCUAUCUAUCUAUCUAUCUAUCUAUCUAUCUAUCUAUCUAUCUUCCUAACUUUACCUAAUCUACAUUAUCUACCAUAUCCAUUCUGUUUAUAUCUUACUAUCUUCUUCGUCUUCUCUUUCUUGACUAUCAAGUUUUUUUUUUUUUUUCCUUUAUCUUUUCUUUUCUUUUCUGAUGAUUUUCUCAAUCAUUCUGUUUCUUUCUUUCUUUUCUUUUCUUCAUUUUUUCCAUUUCUCUCAAUCCAUUAUCUUAUCUAUCUAUCUAUCUAUCUAUCCAUUAUAUCUAUCCCAUCUGUUUUAUUUAUUUGGGGAUCUAUCUAUCUAUAUCUAUCUAAGAUUAUAUUUGAUAUCCAUCUAUCUUUUUCAUCUCUAUCUAUCUAUCUAUCUAAGAUUGUUCCAUAUCAUCUUUCUAUCUAUCUAAAAAUCUAUCUAUUUAUCUAUAUAUCUUAUUGUUCGAUAUCUAUCUAUUGUAUAUUAUAUAUCUAUCUAUCUAUCUAUCUGAUCUAUCUAUCAAAAUUUAUUCCAUUUUUUCUAUUCUAUCUAUCUAUCUAUCUAUCUAUCUAUUUUCUAUCUAAAAAUCCAUUUAAAUACAUAUCUAUCAUCCAUCUAUUUGUGAUUACUAUCAUAAUAAAAAAUUCCAUUUUCAUUCUUUUUGAAAAUUGUUUUCUUGCUUUCUUCCCAUCCAUCAAGACUAUCUGUUUUUUAUUUCCUUCAUCUAUCUGUUAUCUUUCUGUUUUUCUAUCUAUCUCUCUUUCUAUCUAUUUUAUAUUCUAUCUAUUCUCAUCUAUUCCUCUAUCUUUGUCCCAUCUAUCAUCUAUCUAUCUAUCUAAAAUAUUUUUCCAUAUCCAUUUAUCUAUUCAUCUAUCUAUCUAUUCAUCUAUCUAUCUAUUUUCAUUCCAUAUAUCUUCAAAAUAUCAUCUAUCUAUCUAUCUUCCUCCUCUAUCUAUCCAUCCAUCUAAGAUUGUUCCAUAUCUAUCUAUCUAUUCUAUUUAUCUAAAAAUCUAUUAUCUAUCUAUCUAUCUCAUCCAUCUAAGAUUGUUUUUUCUAUUCAUCUAUCCAUCUAUCUAUCUAUCCAUCUAUCUAUCUAUCUAUUCAUUGUUCCAUAUCUAUCUAUCUUUCAUCUAUCUAUCUAUCUAUCUAAAAUUGUUCCAUAUCUAUCUAUCUAUCUAUCUAUCUAUCCAUCUAUCUAAGACUGUUCCAAUCUAUUUUAUCUAUCCAUCUAUCUGUAUCUAUCUAUCUAUCUAUCUAUCUAUCCAUCAUUUUUCUAUUGUUUCCAUAUCUAAAUCUAUCUAUCUAUCUAUCUAUCCAUUCUAUCUAUCUAUCUAUCUAAGAUUGUUCUGUUCUAUCUAUCUAUCUAUCUAUCUAUCCAUCUAUCUAAGAUUGUUAAAUAUCCUCCAUCUAUCUAUCUAUCUAUCUAUCUAUCUAUCUAUCUAUCUAUCUAUUAUCUAUCCAUAUUUUGUUCAGUCUAUCUAUCUAUCUAUCUAUUUAUUUAUCUAUCUAAGGUAUCUAUCCAUCUAUAUCUAUUUAUAUCUAUCCAUCUAUCUAUCUUUCUAUCUAUCUAUCUAUCUAAGAUUGUUCCAUAUCAUUCUAUCUAUCCAUCUAUCUAUGUAUCUAUCUAAGAUUGUUUCAUCAUAUCUAUCUAUCUAUCUAUCUAUCUAUCUAUCUAUCUAUAUCUAUCUAUCUGUUUUGUUCUAUCUAUCUAUCUAUCUAUCUAAGAUUUUUCCCAUAUCUAUCUAUCUAUUCAUCUAUCUAUAUUGUUCCAUUCCAAAAAAUCUAUCUAUCUAUCUAUCUAUCUAUCUAUCUAUCUAUCUAAGAUUGUUCCAUAUCUAUCUAUCUAUCUAUCUAUCUAUCUAUCUAUCUAUCUAUCUAUCUAUCUAUCUAAGAUUGUUCCAUAUCUAUCUAUCUAUCUAUCUAUCUAUCUAUCUAUCUAUCUAUCUAAGAUUGUUCCAUAUCUAUCUAUCUAUCUAUCUAUCUAAGAUUGUUCCAUAUCUAUCUAUCUAUCUAUCUAUCUAUCUAUCUAUCUAUCUAAGAUUGUUCCAUAUCUAUCUAUCUAUCUAUCUAUCUAUCUAUCUAUCUGUCUUUCUUUUUAACUUUUUAUUGUUUUUCUAUUAUUUCUAUUGUUCCAAUCUAUCUAUCUAUCUAUCUUCUAUCUAUCUUCUAUCUAUCUAUCUAUCUAAGAUAGAUUUAUCUAUCUAUCUAUCUAAAAAUCUAUCUAUCUAUAUAUAUAUCUAUCUAUCUAUCUAUUAUCUUUAUCAAUUAAUCUAUCAGUAUCUAUCUAAAUCUAUCUAUCUAUCUAAGAUUAAUUAUUCCAAUCCAUCUAUCAUCCAUCUAAAACAUUAUCUAUCUAUCUAUCUAAGAUUGUUCCAAAUCUAUCUAUCUAACAUCCAUCUAUCUAUCUAUCCAUCUAUCUUCUAUCCAUCUAAGAUUGUUCCACAUCUAUCUAUCUAUCCAUCUAUCUAUCUAUCUAUCUUCUAUCUAAGAUUGUUUUAUAUCCAUCAUCUAUCUAUCUAUCUAUCUAUCUAUCCAUCUAUCUAUCUAUCUAUCUAUCUAAGAUUGUUCCAUAUCUAUCUAUCUAUCUAUCUAUCUAUCUAUCUAUCUAUCUAUCUAAGAAAAUCCAAAAUCUAUCUAUCUUCUUUUAUUAAUCUAUCUAUUUUUAUCAUCUAUCUAAGAUUGUUUUAUAUCUAUCUAUCUAUCUAUUCAUCUAUCUAUCUAUCUGUUUGCUCAUAA